Branchiostoma floridae (Florida lancelet) is the source of this 777-nucleotide messenger RNA. Its product is annotated as translation initiation factor IF-2-like. Lineage: Eukaryota; Metazoa; Chordata; Leptocardii; Amphioxiformes; Branchiostomatidae. The coding region runs from base 1 to 777 and encodes 258 amino acids. The record is from RefSeq and is a predicted model, not a curated record. The transcript is spliced from 4 exons.
AUGAAAGGUUGGGGGGCUGGUGUCCAGGUACAGCAGGACAGACGAGGGCCAGUCCCCUCCGAGGCUACAGCCGGUGCUGCGGCCAACCACCAUCGCCGGGGCGCUGACCCGAGGCCGGUCCCGCGGCCGAGGGCACCGCCCGAAGCUGCGGCAGGCCGGCCGGAGGUGGCCCCUGGCACGGUCGUGGCGCCGCCCGCGGCCAUUCAAGAUCCGCCGGGUGCUGGCCCUGGGCUGGCACCUGGCCCGGCCGUGGGAGCACCCGUGGCGCAGCCCGCGGCCAUUGACCAUCCGCCAGGCGCUGGCCCGAGGCAAGACCAGCCGGAGGUGGCGCCUGGCCCGGCCGCGGAGGCACCCGUGGUACCGCCCGCGGAGCGGCAACGCGACGCGGGUGCGGGCCCGGGUGCUGCACUUGCCCCGCCCGUGGAACAGCGACAUCAGGCGGGUGGGGACGCGGGUGCGGCUGUAGCCAUGGCUGUGGACCCGGGGCCCGGCGAACGGCCCGAGCAGCAGCUGCUGCUGGGCCAGCCGCCGGGCCCAGAGGCGGUGCAAGCCUAUGCGACGCUGCUCGCCAAGGCAGAAUCGGCGGCCACCAGCGCCAUACCCUGGCAUGCUGUACUACGAUGGCAACUUUCGGCGACGGAGGGUGGCCCAAGGGCAUGCCCAAGGGGAUGCGUGAAGGUGAUGGGUGAUGCGCGGUGCUGGCACAGCGGCGGCCUUCCUGUGGGACCUCCCUCUCCUGUCUGGCUGAGACUCCUGGCAAGACUUCUGACGAGGUAA